GAUGCCCUCCCAAGGAUGGGGAGGCUGGGGCGCGGUGUCCUGCCCACUGAUCUCGCCUGUUGCAAGGGGCACUGGCUUCCCCGCUCCCCGCCCUUUGUUGGCAUCUGGAGCCCAGAGCCCUUGGGCUGCCCCCGGUGGGGCGGGGCGGGGCGGAGCCCGGCCCUUAAAGCGGCGGCCCCGCGGCAAGGGGAGGAGCCGCCGGGCCGGGAUAAGGCUCCGCGGCUCGCAGAGCUCACUCCUUCCCGCGAGCUGCCGGGAGCGCACCGUAGGGUGUCCGGAGCGCAGCGCCCCCAGCCCCGCCACGCCCCGUCCCGUUCGCGCCCCCACCCCCACCGGCAUGAGGCCGCCGUGCGCUCGCUGUCGCCGGCGCAGCGGGGGCUAAGGUGCCCUCCAGGAGCGCAGAGAGAGCGCCGGGUGCCACCGGGCUGAGCGCACCGGGCACCAGCAUUGGAGAGUGCUGUGCGCUCAGCGCCCCUGCCCAGGCGCGGGCACUGGACUGAGUCCCCCCGAGCGCUGGAGAGCACCGCAGACUGAGCGCACCGGGCACCGGACUGAGCGCACCCGGCACUGGCAUUAGAGAGUGUUGAGUGCCCUCUGCCCAGGCGCCAGCACCAGACUGGGCACUGACACAGAGCCGAGCACCCCAGGCACCAGCGAGCACUGUGGCCUGAGAACCCAACGCCUGGGCACCGGUAAGCCCUGCAGACUUGGCAGUGGACUGAGUUCCCCAUGCAUUGGUAUUGAGCCCCUGCAGACUGGGCUUUGGCAAACACCGCAUCCAGCUGGAUCGGCGCUGGGCACCUGGACACUGCUGGCUGAGGGUCACUGAGGCUUGGAUCUGCCCCUGCCCUGCUCCGUCCAUCUGCCCUUCUACGCUCACCUUGGCAACAUGCUGCCCCGGCCAGUACGCCUUCUGCACGGCUCUGUCACCCCCCUCUUCUGCCUUCUGGCGCUGAUGGCGGCCCUGCCCCCGGGGGUGCCCACCUGCCCCAUGCUGUGCACCUGCUACUUCUCCCCACCCACGGUCAGCUGCCAAGCCAACAACUUCUCGUCGGUGCCCCUGGUGCUGCCCCCCAACGCCCAGCGCCUCUUCCUGCAGAACAACCUGAUCGGGGCACUGCGGGCGGGCACCUUCGGGCCCAGCACCAUCACGCUCUGGCUGUACUCCAACAACAUCUCCUCCAUCCAGCCCGGCACCUUCCGCCACCUGUCCGCCCUGGAGGAGCUGGACCUGGGGGACAACCGCAACCUGCGCAGCCUGGACCCCGACACCUUCCGGGGGCUGGAGCGCCUGCAGUCCCUACACCUCUACCGCUGCCAGCUCAGCAGCCUGCCCAGCACCCUCUUCCGCAGCCUCUUCAGCCUCCAGUACUUGUACCUGCAGGAGAACAACCUGCUCUACCUCCAGGACGACCUGUUUAUGGACCUAGCCAACCUGAGCCAUCUCUUCCUGCACGGGAACAAGAUCCGGGUGCUGUCAGAGCACGUGUUCCGGGGGCUGUGGGGGCUGGACCGGCUGCUGCUGCACGUCAACCGGCUGCACUCAGUGCACCGCUGGGCCUUCCGCGACCUGGCCAAACUCACCAUCCUCUACCUGUUCAACAACAGCCUGGCGACGCUGCCGGGCGAGACGCUGGCCGAGCUGCCCUCGCUGGAGUUCCUGCGCCUCAACAACAACCCCUGGGCCUGCGACUGCCGCGCCCGCUCCUUGUGGGCCUGGUUCCAGCGCUCCCGCGUCUCCAGCUCGGCCGUGGCCUGUGCCACCCCGCCUGAGCGCCAGGGUCGUGACCUGCGCCACCUGAGCCAGGCCGAUUUCUGGGACUGCCUCCCGGCCAACCACGCCCCGGCCUGGCCUGCCGGGGGCACCAAGCCGAAGUGGGGUGGGGAGGCCGAGGCAGGCCGGCCCCGCAGCAACAGCUCCUCCAACCACCUGUACGGGCUGGGGGAAGCUGGGGCGCCUGCCGCCGACCCCUCCUCCUUCUACCGGGACCUGCCGGCCAGUGACAUCCGCAGCCCCAAGUACGACUCGCCCACUGAGGUGGACUACUGGGCCGGCUAUGGUAGUGAGGAGGGCCGGCUCAAGGAGGGUUGUGCCGGGCCCGGCUGCUCCCCGCUGGACUCUGGGGCCUGCCAGCCAGGCACACUGCCCGCAGCCCUACCCCUACUCCUGCUGCUGCUGUUGGGGCCCCCUGGGCUCUGACCCAGCCCAACUAGACUGCCCAGGACUGAGCAAGGACAGCGACUGUGGGAGGAGGGGAGGACAGGCCCUAAAUAACCCCCCACGGCACUGAGACUGAGGGGGGCAGGCCCUCAGCCCCCAUUCUGGGACUGAGCCUGCCUUGUUUCUCUCUCACACUCACUCUCACACACACACCUGCCCUUGUGGGCAGCUGGCUAGGGGGGAAUGUGGAGUUUGAGCAACGGGUGCUUUCUCGAUGCCCAGUGGAUUCCUGCUGCUUGUCUGCUUUUGGAUGGGAGCCCAUCAGUGCAAACAGGACCCCCAGAGAACCCCCUGCUGGCACCCCAGCUUCCCUCCCCAUUAGGCCCCCACAGCUCCAGGGAACACCCCCAUAGGACCCCACCCAGCAGCACCCACCUCUGAUCUCCCCCACACCCAAGGGACCCUUCCAUGCUAGCCCCCAACCCCGUUGAUGUUGCUCACUGGACCCCCCCACCCCCUGCACCAUCUCUCCCACCCUGGCUAGAGCCCCCCCUUCCUAUGUGACGAACUGUGCAGGGGGACCAGCUGUUGGAUGCCUCUUCCCCCCGCAGAAGUCCACAGCAUGGUCCCUAGGAGUUAUAGCUCCCCUCCUGCUGAGGAGAGAGGGGGAUCAGUGUCUUUUUAAUCCCCUACUGUCCCUUCUAAGCCACACCACCCCCUGCUCCCACAUGCCCACAACCGCCCCCCCAGCCCAUUCCCCGCAUCCUUAUAAUCUCCACUCCAAGCUACUGCCUCCCCCCCACACUGCCUCCUAAUGGAGAGAGAGAGAGAGCAGCGUCCCCUCCCCUGCAGUACUCCCAGCCCCUUCUUUCCCUCUCCCACAUGACACCCCCCCUCAUCCCCACCCACCUCUCCCUUCCCCCAUCUCCGUGUUCCUGGACUGGCCCUCGGGGAUGAAAGCUCUUUCCUUCUCCCCUUCCCUCCUCUGAAUCUGGUGGGAUCUCCCCCCAAGCCCCGCUCUGCGGCUCUGACCCCCCAUUUGCCGACACGUCUGAUGCUGGAUGUUUUUCUGCUGCUCACCCUGGCCCCCAUCUAACAAGCAAAAAAAAAGGGGGUUGGAAAAUUAUUUAUUAAAAAAAAUUCUAUUAUUUUAGGCCGGUUUUUUGGACUUAGUCACUCAAGCACGUGGGCAGCAGCUGCCUUGGAGUCCAGUUCCUGAGCUUGCCCGCUCUUGCCUGGGCAGCACAGGGGUAUUCAGAUUGCUGGCUCCUGGCUCGCUCUCUGGAUCCCAUCUCAGGCCAGGAGGGUGCCAAGCCUGGUGGGUCUGAGUCCUGAUGGGGUAGGUGCCCUCCUUACCAGCUCCUCAUGCCAGCUGGCACAGAUUCCCAUCCCCGCAGAGCGGGCAUGGACUCAGCAGGCAGAGGAGGUGAGCAGCAGCAGCUCUGGCAACUUUUGGUCUCUUGCCCACAGAAUCUGCUCUCAUUUCAAAUCAGCAGCUUCUGUCUCCUGAAGCUGGCAGUGAUUUGGGGGAAUCCUGGUGGCCCAACCUAUUGGCCCCCUGCCUCCCCCCCCCCGAUGACUAUCCCCAUUGCAGGCUCUCACUCUCAGCAUCGUAGAGAGAACCCUACAGAGGCGCGACGUGCAUGCUGCUGCCUGAGUCUGCAGCCAGCGUGAGCCGAUGGCCUUGGGGGUGUCCCUUUCAGCUGAGUAUGCUGUUAACUCUGGAACCCAAGGGUGGUGAUCACACUGAAAAUGACAUGAACUUGUGGGUUGCUGCCCAAAGCCCCCUGCCCAGCAUCUACUUUCAGGGGCCUGGCACACUUGGACCCCAUGUUCACUCGUGCUCUCUUGCCCCCCUGCACUUCUGUCUCCCCAUUAUUGGGGUUAGGGGUGGGUGCAGGGUGAGCAUGAGGUUGAUCAUGGGGUGGAGGUGAGGGAUGGGGUGGGGUGAUCACAUGGGGAUGGGAGUUGGAGGUCAGUGAGGGGGGUCAAAGCAGGGUCUCACUGGAGCCCUGUGCUGUGGAGGUAUAGGCAGGUCUGGCGCUGUGCCAGAGGGGGUGGCUCUGCCUUUCCAGGUCAUGUCAUUCUCCUCGUGAAAUAUUCAUGGCCUCUCUUGCAGAACAGCAGCACAAGCCAGUGAGCACUGCUGCGUGAAAGAGCCUUCCCGCAGGGCAACCCAGCACUCCCUUCCCCCAUCCGCAUCCAGGGGUCGCCUCAUGCCACAUGAACCCCAGUCCCACCCUUGCCCCUUCUACCCCAAUCCUCAUGAGGCUCAAGGGGGCCUGGCCAGCCAUGGGGGGAGAACAGAGCGCAGGACAGAGCAACCACCCCGCAGCCAGCCAGGGGACACCAGGGAGGCGGGAGGGACAGGUCUGGCCAUGGUACAGCUUUUGUGUUUACAAGAGGAGUUAAAGCCACAGAGGGCUGGGACCGGCUCAGCCUCCCCUCAGCAGGCUGGCUGGUGUGAGCCACCAUGUGAGGGGCUCUAGCCCAGAGCUAUCUUCUCCCCUCCCUCCCUCUCCCAAAAAAAAAACACACUUGGCUGAGGGGCAGGUAAGGUAGCUCAGUGCAUCUGUAUCUCAGCACUUCUCUGGCCCCCUCCCGUCUCCAUCUGUAAUGUAGUUACCAGUGCCCCAUGCAGCAGGGCUAUUCUCCCCAUCGUACAGAGAGAAACCGAGGCACAGAGCAGCUCUGUGUGCUGACACAAUUCCCCUUCCCCCCAAAAAAAGUUUUCUGAAAUGAUGCCCCUGGGUGGGAAGCUAAUGGGAACAGAGUCUAACCAGAGGGAGUGCUGCGUGCCUGAGUCUGCCCGCAGCUGAAACAACAGCUCUAGCAUGGGUACUAGCCA
Messenger RNA from Chelonia mydas (Green sea turtle), 5009 nucleotides. It is a transcript of the gene RTN4RL2, whose product is annotated as reticulon 4 receptor like 2. Gene Ontology annotation, molecular function: protein binding. Gene Ontology annotation, cellular component: plasma membrane. Lineage: Eukaryota; Metazoa; Chordata; Testudines; Cheloniidae. The record is from RefSeq and is a predicted model, not a curated record. The coding region runs from base 890 to 2200 and encodes 436 amino acids. The transcript is spliced from 3 exons.